This is a messenger RNA of Salvelinus sp. IW2-2015, 363 nucleotides long. NCBI's taxonomy places the organism in Eukaryota, Metazoa, Chordata, Actinopteri, Salmoniformes, Salmonidae. The record is from RefSeq and is a predicted model, not a curated record.
CACAACACCAGAGACAACGUUUCUGACUAUGUAACGUCUAGUUCUUACCAGCUAUUCCCACAGCAGCCCCUCCUCUUACACCAGGACUACCACGACGUCUGCCUGUACGUACUGUGGAGAGCAGGUGGGCAACGAUGCCAAGAUCACCAUCGAGCACCUCAACAUCUCCUGCCACCCGGUCUGCUUCAAGUGUGGUGUUUGCAGUAAGCCAAUGGGAGACUUUCUGUACAACAUGUUCCUGCACAAAGGGACAGUCCACUGUGAGAGCUGCUACACCAACGUCUUGUAGAUUGCUUCUUCCCCUUGUCUCCUCGUCUCUUUUCCUUAAAUGGCCACAGAGGUGACAAGACUGGAUGGCUGAUA